This is a messenger RNA of Polypterus senegalus (gray bichir), 1275 nucleotides long. RefSeq names its product MRN complex interacting protein. The transcript is spliced from 7 exons. The record is from RefSeq and is a predicted model, not a curated record. Bases 117 to 1136 code for a protein of 339 amino acids. Gene Ontology annotation, cellular component: nucleus. Gene Ontology annotation, molecular function: chromatin binding. Lineage: Eukaryota; Metazoa; Chordata; Cladistia; Polypteriformes; Polypteridae. Gene Ontology annotation, biological process: mitotic G2 DNA damage checkpoint signaling.
GAGACGUUACUUCUCGCCGGAAGUCUCUCUGUCAUUGCAGAUGUAACGUUUCCGGAUUAAAAUAGCCGCGCUUUUGAAUCGUAUAGUAGUUAGGUAGCUUGUCAGAGGAGUUGGCGAUGGCACAGAUUUUCCAGGUUCUGAGGUGUUUUUCUUGCAAAACGUUUCAGGUACACCAGGUGAAAAAAUCCAAAAAAUGGAGCUGCAAGCUUUGUGGAGAAAACCAAUCCCUGCAGAAGGUCUAUGGACAGGGGACUGGUGCUGAUUGCAGACGGCAUGUACAGAAGCUUAAUAAGAUACAAGGGGAAUCCAUCAUGUCAUCAGAAUUUAAUGAACGGCAGCAGCAGGAAGCUUUCUUUGAGUCGCAGUCCCCAGAAGACUUAAAUACCGUAUCUCACAAGGAUAAAAACAUUGAUUCAAAUGCUAGCCGUUGGAGUAAAUACUUGAGUAGCACAGAACAGCAAGCUGUGGAUGAAUGUUUGCCGUUGCUUACUGAAGGCACAGAUCUGUACUUCAACAGAGAUGAAUUCAAUUCAGCCAAGUGUACACAGAGAAAACAUAAGCAAAGUCGGAAGUUCCUUGCAGAGUCAUCUAGUUGGGAUCAGAAAGGGAUUUGUUGUGAAAACUCCCAAGAAAAGUGCUUGGACAAAGUUGUACCUUUGCUACAUAGAACUGAAGAAUCCAAAUCUUUAAGUGAAGAAACUAAGCAACCUUCGUGUUAUACAAAAGCUACAGCCUUUACAAGUGAUUUUUUUGACAGCGUUGCUUUGCCUAAACCCAGUAAGUGGAAUGCCUAUUCCAGGAAAAGAAGCAUACAUGAAGAAAUGCCUGCAGCUACAAAGUUGUGCAUUUAUAGACCACAGGAAGUGAAUGGUAACACAGUUGAUUUUUUGCGACAAACUAACUUCGUCACAAAUAGUAAGUUACCUCAGUUUCCUUUAAAUUGUCCAGAAUCAUGCACACAAUUUAUAGAUAAAGUAUCUAAGGAAGUCCUGCAAGGUCCUUCGCCCAGUACACUGCCCAGUGUUUGCCAACAACAUUCACUUCCUCUUGCUUUACCUAUUAGUAGUCAGCCUCACAGCACGCUCCUUUUCAAUGCACUUUUCCAGACAGAUGAGGAUUUUGAAGAAUGUCUGUAAUGUCAAUAUAUUUUAGAAAAUACAAAACAUUAGAACACAUUUCAGAAUUUAAAAUGAUGCAUAUUGUUGUUUAUGCACGUGAUUUUGAAAAUGUAAUGUUUAACUUCAAAAUAAAGUUUGACUUUAGUUUCUAACGAGU